UCGGGCCGAAAUUGAACUCAAGGAGAUGGAAGAAAAUAAAAUCUCUUGAAGAUAAAACCCAACAAAUCAAAAAAAAUCAGUAUCUUUCAUUUCAACCUAUCUUAUUCCAUGGAAGUGGUGAUCACAUUUUCUGGCAGGGAUUGGAAAAAGUCCUCAAGACAAAACCUGGAAUUGGAAUUACAUUUGUGCAAGAAGCCAUUUGCCCUAAUGAUGGGAUCAAAUAAAGUUUCAACAUCAAGAUUGCCGAAGAACUUGGAAAGUGAAGCACCGAGCGAUUACAUCGCCACGUAAAAUUUCCUCGCACAAGCUCCAUUGGCAAGAAGAGAAAGCUUUCCCUUGGAGGCACAGAGAAGGGGACCCGAGCGAUUGGAGGAAAGAAAGAAGGAAGCAAGCAAAUGUUACCCCCAGAUAGCGGUGUUCCAAGCUGAAAUCCCAAUGGAUUCAUCGUGCUCAAAAAAGAUUUGGAGUCUAGUUUUAAAAUAGAUGGCCAAUCAUGUUCUCUGACAUCUUAUUAUUCGCCCUGAAUGUCCUGCUGACCUUGGUAUUGGUCUUCAUCAUCAUUUAUUUCUUCAUCACACUCUCCGAUUUGGAAUGCGAUUACUUGAACGCUCAAGAAUGCACUGGCAAACUCAAUUUUUGGAAUGUUCCCAAGUUAUGGUUGCAAUUGGGAAUGCUGUUCCUGCUUUUACUUUUUGGCCACUGGAUCCUGUUCUUGUUCAAUCUGCCCAUAUGUAUCUACUUGGCUAAAAGGUUUUUUAAGGUCCCGAGAGGAAAUAUGGGUGAAUAUGAUCCAGCAGAAAUCCACGACACUUCCAAGCUCAAAACACAUUUAUGGGGCGUUGGGAUUCAUUUUGUUUGGCAAAUGGUUUCAUUUUUCGUCUUUCUCUACUGCUUAUUAGAUGCUGUGAUGAAUGAGCCCGUGGACAUGGAGACGGACGACGUCACGGUAUUGAAUAAACCCGCAGCCAAGGAGCUCUAUGAACCUAAACACUACGAUAUGUCCAAUGAUCUGUGAAGGUUGGGGGGUACUAAUAAAUCUUAGAUUCAAUUCUUUCUCACCAAUAACCUUGGUUUUAUUUCUGUAUGUAUGCUGCGGGUUGAUGAGGCAAUAAUAGCUGAUGGAUGAUGAAGAAAGUGAAAAGAGUAAUAUUAAUAA
This is a messenger RNA of Tigriopus californicus, 1156 nucleotides long. It is a transcript of the gene cnir, whose product is annotated as protein cornichon homolog 4-like. NCBI's taxonomy places the organism in Eukaryota, Metazoa, Arthropoda, Copepoda, Harpacticoida, Harpacticidae. Gene Ontology annotation, cellular component: COPII-coated ER to Golgi transport vesicle; endoplasmic reticulum membrane. The record is from RefSeq and is a predicted model, not a curated record. The transcript has 5 exons. Gene Ontology annotation, biological process: endoplasmic reticulum to Golgi vesicle-mediated transport. Bases 494 to 1015 code for a protein of 173 amino acids.